GCAAGUUGUCACCGGAGCUAUUUUGGCAAUGUACAGCCGCUAAUGAUUGUGAUCACAGAGCACAGCUCGGAGCAGUUGCUUUGCUUUCCUUUUUUCCUUGGAGCAAGUUUGAUCAUGCAGCCCUCACCAGUACUUCAGGGAUUAAAGAGUUAAACGAAUGGCACGUCGGCUGCGCUCGCAAUUUGCGUCAAGGAGAAGCCACACAGACCCUCUGUCAGAGAGCCUCAGCAGCCAUGGUGGAGAGAGCGGAGUCCGUGUGUCCGAUCAAAGCCCCACAGAGAGUCUGGCUCACAGCUCUGUCCACUUGAAGGUGACUCCACUGUCACCAGAAUAUACUAAUUUACUGCGGUACUCUUCAGUGUUCAUACCCAGGGUUAACACUGGAGGAGGUAAUAAGAAGAGCGUUCUGAAAAUCUCACUGGAGCCCUGUGGAACACCUAGUGGAGAGCUAGAUGGCAGUAUAGAGGAUGGAGACCCAGUGGCAAGGAAAGGGGGAGCAGGCACAGGCUCUGACGGAGGCUCGUGCAGCAGCAGCAUGGCCAGCGAUGCCGGGUACUGUAGCAGCAACAACAUCUUUGAGCCAGAGGCUUCAGAAAAGCACAGGACCACCCAGGAGAGGAGUCUACUUCGCUGCAAGUCAAAGGUCCCUUUGAGACGGUGCUCCUCCUUGGUUAUGUUUCCAAAGAGCCCCUGCAGCACCCCACCUGCUUCCCCAGUCGGCCCAAUGGCUCUAUCUGCUCUCCCUCCAGCGAGGGGGUGUCAACAGUCAUCUCUACAGACAUCUGCCAGUGAAUUCUCACGGGAAUAUGAGGAAGUGAAUUGCAAAGAGUCCAUUACCACGGCAGUAAGUGGCCGUCGUUUCCCUAAAGGAAGCUGUCCAGCCGAGUUAAGGGACACCAAACACAUGGUGCAAUUUAGUAUUCCUCUACAGGAAGAACCAAAUGGAAAAAUGGCGGACAGGAGAAAACUAGGGGAGUUGUCGUCAACUUUAGACCGAUCGAAUCGUCACUCCAGCAGCGUGCUGCUACACUUUGCCAACCAGAGACCAAUAAUGGGAGCUACAACCACGUCUACAACCGAUGCAGAAAAUGCCGAGGCUCCGAACCUGACCGCACAACCUGAUGGUGAACCCGAGCCUCGCAAAAAACUGUACCGUAGUACUUCGGCUUGUUUGUUCUCCUCGACUAAACCAACAGAGAAAAAGGUCUCUUCGUCAGGAACAGGACAGGAAAGGCCCGUGCAGAACUAUUGCCAUCGAGCCAUACAAAGGAGCUUUUCCCUGGAGGUGCCCUACGCUAACACGGGAAUUUCAUGUCACGUCUCAAAUCCAAAACUUAGUAUCCCUCACUCUCCACAUGUACACAUUCAUUUGUCUCCUUGCUGCCCUGCUAAGUGGCCUAGCUAUCUUCCUGAUGUAAACACAAGCCACAAAGGGAUUAAUAUGGACAAGAGUCCGGUUCAAAACACAAAGACACGUGAUGACUUUCUCGGGCAGGUGGACGUCCCCUUAAAUCAGAUACCGACAGAAAAUCCUAAUACAGAAAGGCCAUACACAUUCAAGGAUUUUCUACUUCACCCCCGAAGCCACAAGUCCAGAGUUAAAGGUCACCUGCGUCUCAAAAUGACAUACCUGCCCAAAAGCCCAGGCUCAGAGGAGGAAACCGGAGAACAGACUGAGGACGUAGACCCUGGAUGGGAGUUUCUGGAGUCUCAGGACAUGUCGGGUCCCAGACAAAGCCAGGGGCUGCCUGCUCUGCCCCCUGGCUGGGAGGAGCGGCAGGACAACCUGGGAAGAACCUUCUUUGUCAAUCAUGAGAGCAGAACCACACAAUGGCUACGACCGACACUCCAAGAAGGUGAUGUGCCUGUGCAAAGAGGACAGAACAAUAAUAUGGAUGCGGAGCAGGUUUUUAUGACACGCAGACAGAUCUCAGACCCAGAUGAGAACACCACACGGGAGUCUCCUGAGAGCUGGGAGAUCAUUACGGAGGACGAGUCCACCUUUUAUCACAGCAAUAACCAGCUCACGUCAUCUCCACCACACGGGCCUGGAGAUCAUCCGCUGCCCAACGAGCAGAGAAACACAAACUUCUCUGGGGCCACAGCUGGCGAGCAGCGCGCCUCUCAGAUGAAUCAUGCUAGUAUUUCAAGUCAUUCCAGUCGCAGAGGAAGUGCCCAGACUUCAACAGGGGAGGAGCAUCCUGUUAAUCCUGUGCAUGUUCCAACCUCAGCUGGGCUGCCUCCAGGAUGGGAAGAGAAGCGAGACAAUAAAGGAAGACGCUACUUUGUCAACCACAACAGUCGAAGCACUUCAUGGACAAGACCCCUUAUUCAGAAAACCACAGAAGCAGCACCAGCAACAACAACAGCAAGAACAACAACAACAACAACAGCAGCAGCAGCUGCAUCCGCAGCAGCACAGAGUGCGGCGGCCGCCCACAGCCAGACUCCCCCCUUACCUCCCAUGUCCCCCGAGGACUCUCCCUCUGUGCACGCUCCAAGCACCGAGGCCGCACAUGAUUCUGGCUCCCUGCCGGCUGGUUGGGAGGUUCGCAGUGCUCCCAGUGGAAGACCCUUUUUCAUUAACCACACCACUAAGACUACUACCUGGGAAGACCCCAGGCAUCCUAAGGUUCCUGUGCACAUGAGGAAGAGACCCUCACUCGACCCAUCUGAGCUCGGCCCUCUGCCGCCUGGCUGGGAAGAGAGGAUCCACACUGAUGGGAGGAUAUUCUACAUAGAUCACAACACCAAAAUCACUCAAUGGGACGAUCCCAGGCUGCAGAACUCCGCUAUAACCGGACCAGCAGUGCCUUAUUCCAGAGAUUAUAAACAGAAGUAUGACUACUUCCGGAAGAAGCUGAAGAAACCGGUUGACAUCCCAAACCGCUUUGAGUUGAAGCUGAGGCGAAAUGCGGUGCUGGAGGACUCAUACCGACGCAUCCUGUCAGUGAAGCGGGCAGACCUGCUGAAGGCCCGACUGUGGGUGGAGUUUGAAGGAGAAAAGGGACUGGACUAUGGUGGGGUGGCCAGGGAGUGGUUCUUCCUCAUGUCCAAGGAGAUGUUCAACCCAUACUACGGACUGUUUGAGUAUUCUGCCACAGACAACUACACACUGCAGAUUAACCCUAACUCAGGUUUAUGCAAUGAAGACCACCUGUCCUACUUCAAGUUCAUCGGUCGCGUAGCAGGCAUGGCCGUGUAUCACGGAAAACUGCUCGAUGCUUUUUUCAUUCGGCCUUUCUACAAAAUGAUGCUGCAGAAGCCAAUCACUCUCCAGGACAUGGAGUCUGUUGAUAGUGAAUAUUUCAACUCCUUAAAGUGGAUUUUGGAGAACGACCCGACAGACUUGGAUUUGAGGUUUACUGUUGACGAGGAGCUGUUUGGACAGACUCACCAGCAUGAACUGAAGCCAGGCGGUGCAGAGAUUGUCAUCACUAAUGAAACCAAGAAGGAAUACAUCCAUCUGGUGAUGCAGUGGAGGUUUGUGAACAGGAUACAGAAGCAGAUGACUGCCUUCAAAGAGGGAUUCUUUGAGUUGAUACCACAGGAUGUGAUCAAGAUCUUUGAUGAGAAUGAGCUCGAGCUGCUCAUGUGUGGUCUGGGAGAUGUGGACGUGAACGACUGGAGAGAGAACACCAAGUACAAGAACAGCUACUGCUCUAACCACGUUGUCAUCCUGUGGUUUUGGAAAACGGUGCUGUUGAUGGAUGCAGAAAAGCGAAUCAGGCUCUUACAGUUUGUGACAGGAACUUCAAGGGUCCCAAUGAAUGGCUUUGCUGAACUCUAUGGGUCUAACGGACCCCAGCUAUUCACCAUUGAGCAGUGGGGAACACGUGAUAAACUCCCCCGAGCCCACACAUGCUUCAAUCGACUGGACCUGCCUCCUUAUGAGUCCUUUGAGGAGCUGAGGGAGAAACUUCACAUCGCCAUUGAGAAUGCGCAAGGCUUUGAUGGGGUGGAUUAGAGUUUGCCCCGAGAUUACUGCACGAUGUGGGGAAGAAAUGUAAUGAUGAUAAAAACAAGAUGUGCUAGAGAUGUUUUAAACUGCCAGCUGUGUGACAGAUGAAAGAGAGUCACACAACCUUCACUGUGGUCCUCUGUCGAGCCACGUGUGAAGAAAGGACAUUAACUCUGGGGGGACGGGGUCGUCUAAUCACACUACAUGUCUAAAAGUUUACAAAGCAAAAAUGCAAAGCUGUAUACUGCAUAACAAAAUAUAUUACCUUUAAAAAAUUGUUAAAUUUUGGCUGAAUUGUGCUCUAAUUCUCACAUCAGGUAUUUUGUCUGUACAUUGUAGGUUGUGGGAAAAAAUUUAAGCUAUGUUGCAGCCUUAAAUAAAUCCCGUCACUUGUAAGCAACAUCGUGCCAGAUGUUUUUUCAAAGGAAAAACCUGACUGAUCAAUUGGCCAAUUCAACCAAUUUAAUUAUUUUCAUAGUCAAACAUUUUUCAUUCCAUCACAAUAACUCCUAACAUAUUUCCCUCAACAGCAUUGGUAGCAUAAAAUGUGCAGGUUAUAUAUUCUCAUUUGAGCAACUACACUUAAGCUAAGUGUAUUAUAUAAUUACCAUAGUAAUAGAGAUGUACUAAUACCAGGACCAUUAAAAGGCUAAAUUAAUUAUAAUUUGUAGUUUGACUUCACGCAGUGUUGGAUUGUGCUGAAUGUUUUUGCAUAGUUGUACAUAUUGACAUGAGACCAUUGAAUAUCGCCUGCAUUUUUUUGUUUUUUUGUUAUUACAUGAAUACACUGUACAUACAAAAUGGAGGCUACCGUCUGCAAAAUUAAUACCGCAUUUAUUGUUAAAACUGUUUGCUCAGAAUUGUUAAAUUGAUAAAUCACCAGAUAUUGGUGGACCUCUACAUUUGUCUUUUAUGAUCAGAAGCCACUUUUACUCAAGUUCAACUAUCAAAUAAAUAAAUAAUGUAUUUACGCAUAAUAUUUGACAAACUUACAUUAUCACACACUUUGCAUACAGUAUGUUCGAAAUUAAAUUGUGUUGCCUUUUGUCUAUGAGUGAUAUCAUUUUGUGUUCCUUUUCAUCAUGGUUGUCUAAUUGCAGCAUGGUGCUCUAUUUGUAAGAGUACAACUUUAAUAAUUGUUUCAUUGUUUGUCAAAAUUUGUACAGAUUGUCUGUUUUAAACAUGACUAAUCACAUGUUAAUAACUGUUCUUCAACAGUAGUUUUUACAUUUUCUGAAUGGCACUAUGUGUUUACCCACUGCCAUGUUUACAGGUCAAUGAUAAAAUAAGAUUUUAUGGGCUGGUUCUUGUUCUCCGACAACACAAUUUUAUACCUUAUGCUUUCAUACAGUCAAGCACUUUGCUGAUAUCAAUGAGUCUUACUUCUGAACUAUCUGAAUCUUUGCCAAUCUGUCACCUGCAGACCGCUGGAAUUGCUCUUUAGGAAAAUUGUCCGAUGCUAAGUGCACGUGUUUAGAUGUUUACAUGUGAACAUUGCUGGAAGUAAGCAAUUCUCUGCUUUCAGUUAUAUUUAAAGUUAAAUACAGAGGCCUUUGUUUGUAAUGAAUUGUAGAAUUUGAUGGUUAAUGUUUUAAUCUCUAAAUGGAUGUACCUUUAAAUACCUAUUGUCUAUUGAAAAAUAAUGAAUAGAUCAACGCCUAAGUUCUGAUACAUCAGAUUUUCAUAUUAUAAAAAAAUAAUUGAAACACAGAAGUGUAUUACAACAACAACGUGAAUAGAUAUAUACAAAAUUAAAAAGGGUUGAAUAAAAUGUAGUUGUUGAAUACCCAUUGGAUUAAAUAUAGCACAACAAAUUCCAACAAAAUUGUAUUUGAAAAAUAAAGAAAUAUGAAAACAGUA
Pungitius pungitius (ninespine stickleback) is the source of this 5821-nucleotide messenger RNA. It is a transcript of the gene nedd4a, whose product is annotated as NEDD4 E3 ubiquitin protein ligase a. Lineage: Eukaryota; Metazoa; Chordata; Actinopteri; Perciformes; Gasterosteidae. Gene Ontology annotation, biological process: regulation of dendrite morphogenesis; neuromuscular junction development; receptor internalization. Bases 158 to 3967 code for a protein of 1269 amino acids. Gene Ontology annotation, molecular function: sodium channel inhibitor activity; protein binding; ubiquitin protein ligase activity. Gene Ontology annotation, cellular component: cytoplasm. The transcript is spliced from 25 exons. The record is from RefSeq and is a predicted model, not a curated record.